Molecule: messenger RNA, 2476 nt
Organism: Anastrepha obliqua
Lineage: Eukaryota; Metazoa; Arthropoda; Insecta; Diptera; Tephritidae
Gene: prg
Product: endothelial zinc finger protein induced by tumor necrosis factor alpha
Exons: 2
Coding region: 205-2250 (681 amino acids)
Biological process (GO): regulation of transcription by RNA polymerase II
Cellular component (GO): nucleus
Molecular function (GO): RNA polymerase II cis-regulatory region sequence-specific DNA binding; zinc ion binding; DNA-binding transcription activator activity, RNA polymerase II-specific
Source: RefSeq, a predicted model, not a curated record
CAACCCUGUUGUAUUGGUUUUCGCGUAAUUUUGCCGUAUUUUGAGCGUCGCAUAAUUAAUUUAUAUCUCAUAACUUUACUGCACAAAAUCCAUCUUAGAAGCUUAUGACUUCCGUUCGGAACAAAGCAACAUUUCGAAAAAUUGUGUAAUAAAGAAAAAAAAAACAACUGUUCGCCAAACGAGUUUGUCGUAUCCAUAAUAGCAAUGGUUGAUCUCGAGACGGUAGUUGCGCCAGCAGAGGCUUCAGCCAUGAACAGCGCCACUGGACUCUGCCGCCUUUGUUUGCGUCACGAUAAAACGAUUGUGAAUAUCUUUGAGGAAGAAUUGGAGCCAGCUGCAGAAAACGCGCCUUUGCCCGAGGGAGCAGCAAAAAAAAUGCCAAUGGUGGAACGGCUAUUUGACUUGUUGGGUGUGAAGUUUCAGCAUUCAGCGUCCUUACCGAGUUGUAUCUGCCAGCGUUGUUUUGCAAUGAUCGAGGCGUUCACCAAUUUUCGUGAAAAUGUGCAGAGAUGCGAGACUGAGUUGCAGCGUUGGCUGGAGCAUAACAAAAAAAUAGUAGAUAGUGACGAUCAACGUGCGGGUUUGAACGGUAAUCCAGGAGAAUUUGAGCCUGAAGUUGACUGCAUAAUCACUGAAGUGGAUCCUAAUCAAGAUUAUGAAAGUUCGGAAGACGAGUUUUCAAUGGAAUCAGAUUCAGAAACCGAGGAGCAACUGACGUCAGCCACACACACAAUGCAAACUACACCAAAUGCAGGAUCAAAGUUAUCACAGCAACAAACAAAUGAGUUUACCGAUGCGCUAACGGCAUCCAUACCAAUAACAACGGGAGAAACGCAAAAGUUCGAUACUUCGCUGCCUGUUCCGGAAACAACACCCUCCGGCACACCAAUGCCAGGUAGCGGCGACUCGUUUGUUACUGGUGAAAUAGUGAUUAAGAAUACCUACCUUUGUCAGUAUUGCGACAUGGCAUUUACAACGCAAUCUGAAUGCCAAGAACAUGAAUCACAACACGAUAGUGCGGCGCCUUACGUGUGCAGCUUCUGUUCACAACGAACAUCGAGUCGGCAAAAUUUGAUUUAUCACAUCAAAGAAUUACACGAUCCAGAAAGACCAUAUGUGUGUGCGUUCUGCAAAAAGGGCUUUUGUCGGCGUUCGGAUUUGAAGAAGCACACAAUCGUACACACAGGUGUACGCCCAUUCUCAUGUCCAGUAUGCGCAAAGAGCUUCUCACGCAAUACCAACUUAACCAAACAUAUACGCAUUCAUAGCAGUGUAAAGCCACACGUUUGUACGCGCUGCCCGCGUUCGUUCUCAAGUGCGUCCGAAUUAAUGCGUCACAUACGUUCACACACCAAUUCAAAGCCAUUCCAGUGUAGUCGUUGUCCCAGCACAUUUGCACGUAAAGACAAACUACACCUGCACGAGCGAACGCACCUACGUCGUGACUCCGAAUUUCUACUCAAUCAAAGUAAUAGUACACCACCGAGUGGUAAUAAUAAAAGUGAAGAGGGUGGUGGUGGUGUAAUUGGUCAAACAGAAAAUAUAGUUGUUGCUCUUAAUCCGUACGGUGAACCCGAAUCAACACAGCCACCGCAUGCAAAUAUGUCCUCGCCACAAGAUCAAUAUCGCCAGCAUAGCAUACUAGCAGCGCAGUUACAACAACGUCCGGUGAUGCCUAAGCCACCGCCGCAUAAGCCAUCGCAUCCGCGCAAUUUCACCUGCACGAUUUGCCAAAAGUCAUUCACACGUGAACGUGACUUACAGCGGCAUCAGGCACUACAUUUGGACACCCUCUUUACGUGCAAGCAAUGCGGCAUCGGUUUCAAUAGGCGCGAGAAACUCGCACGCCAUGAAUUGGAAUUCCACGCGCCUCAAUAUCCAUGUGAUGUCUGUCGCAUACAAUUCUCAAAGCGCGAUGAAUAUGAGAGACACAUGAAAAUGCAUGAACUGCAGCAGAAUGCGGUUUUGGCUACACAAGCGGCCAUCAGUGCCACAUCGGGCAUAGGGGGGGCGCCCGCAAGUAAUAUUCUCGGCCUGGCAGGUGGCCCCAAUACUGCUGGCGCUAUCAAUUUAGUCACAAAUGCGUCUGGCGUUUGCCCGCCACCUCCGCCGGUGCCGUUGCCAAAAGAUAUGUCAGUGUCACAACAUCGACCAUCAGCCGCUGACAUGUCGUUCUACAGCCAGCUGGUGCCAACCAUGAAUCUGGGAUUUUAUAGUGAGACGCGACCAGAAGAUCGUAAUGGUAUAUAGAGUGAGGAGUGUUGGCGUGGACGUGAAUCGCAUUUAAUUAUAGAAACGUAGGCAGUACGUUAAACUGUUAGUUUUAAUAAUUAGACAUAGUCAAUUGUUUGGUUUUUUUUUUUUUUUCAAUUAUUAUCCAGAAGACAACAUUUAUCUUAAUUAUAUAGGUACGCAUGAUAUAUCAUGAAAUAAAUUCCUUCUAAAAUUAUCUAAAUUCUAUCGAUUUCGAGACAUU